GGCAGCUACUGGACGCUGGACCCGGACUCCUACAACAUGUUCGAGAACGGGUCUUUUUUGCGCCGCCGUAGGCGCUUCAAGAAGAAAGACGUGGCUAAGGAGAAGGAGGAGGUGCGGGAGAGGCUGCUGAAGGAGCAGCCCAAGGAGCUGCCCAAGGAGCCGUCCUCGUCCUCGUCCUCGUCCUCCUCGUCCUCCUCCGAGAAGAAGGUGGUCAUCAAGAGCGUGGCGUCCUCGCCC
This is a messenger RNA of Alligator sinensis (Chinese alligator), 237 nucleotides long. Its product is annotated as forkhead box protein C2-like. The record is from RefSeq and is a predicted model, not a curated record. The transcript has a single exon. Gene Ontology annotation, biological process: cell differentiation; anatomical structure morphogenesis; regulation of transcription by RNA polymerase II. Lineage: Eukaryota; Metazoa; Chordata; Crocodylia; Alligatoridae. The annotation marks the transcript as partial. Gene Ontology annotation, molecular function: RNA polymerase II cis-regulatory region sequence-specific DNA binding; DNA-binding transcription factor activity, RNA polymerase II-specific.